Messenger RNA from Oncorhynchus keta (chum salmon), 2095 nucleotides. RefSeq lists its product as uncharacterized. NCBI's taxonomy places the organism in Eukaryota, Metazoa, Chordata, Actinopteri, Salmoniformes, Salmonidae. Bases 234 to 1433 code for a protein of 399 amino acids. The record is from RefSeq and is a predicted model, not a curated record. The transcript has 8 exons. Gene Ontology annotation, molecular function: protein binding.
GGACACGUUAUUAAAUUUCAAGUGCUUUGUAGGGUUAUAUUAUUUAAAGACAAAUAUCAGUUCCUGUACCGUUGGUACCAUUUCGAAUCCUUUAGGUGCAUUACGUGAAUCAUGAUGCUGAUAUGUUCUGAUAUGUGCUGAUUCAACACAUUUGCCAGAGGGAUUUGACAGGCCUUAUAGUUUCCCUAACUUUGGUAUCCUAAUCUACAGGGUCCCUCAUCAUUGGCUCUGAGAUGCAGUGUUUCCAGAUGAUUGUGUUAACUGUGGCUGUGUUCUUUGCUGUGCUAUCAUCCUACACAGUGGGCUCGGUUGAGUUUAAGAUUUGGAAGUUUGAGGAUCAACCUUGGGUGAUGCAACUUGCUGCUGUCUACAAGGAAAUGGAACACUUCAAAUGUGAACAAACAAAUAUCAGGCAACAGCUGGAGGCCCUGAAUCAGAUGCUGACAAGCCCUAAGAAUGAGACUACAACAGAAAUAGGCAGCACUUCUCUUGUUUACCCCCCAAACCAUGGAGAGGGGGACAUCGUGCGGUCAUCAGAGGAAGAAGACUCCAUGCGACCCUUCGAUCCCUGCUUCCGCUACACCGUCCUGGACCAGCCCUGGAGGGCCACUAACACUAGCAUCAAGAACAAGAUGUGUGACCGCAACGUCAAGUGGCAAGGCUGGUACCGCCUGUUCUACAAGGGCAACAGUCUGCAGAUGCCCGAGAGGUGUGUGCCCAUGAACAAGUGUGGCACCCACGCCCCCCUGUGGCUGGCCGGGCCUCACCCGAAGAGGAGGGAAGGGAUCGUCACCCGCAAGGUCUGCGGCCACUGGAACAAGAACUGCUGCGCUUUCAAGUCCACACCCAUCAAAGUGAAGAAGUGCCAGGGCAAUUAUUACGUCUACAAGUUAACCAAACCGACAACAUGUCACCUGGCCUACUGUGCAGAUAUCAACACCAUUGUGUGUGGAAAGUGCAGGAAAAGCGAGACCUGUGUUAGUCGAGACAAUAUAAACUGGAGGUGUAAGAAGAAGCCAAAACCCCUGAAGAGAAAAGUCCACUUCUUUGCCUCCUAUCCCGGGCCCAUCUCAGGCAAGGUGAACCGCAUCAAGUACAGGACUGUCCUUGUGAACGUUGGGCGAGCCUUCAACCGGAGGACCGGGGUGUUCCGGGCUCCUGUCAAAGGAGUCUACCAGUUCUUCUUCUCCACACAGAGUGGGAAACAUGGUGUCAAGACGGACCUAUGGUUGGUGAUCAAUGGUUACUGGGUGGCUGUCUCUCACACCAAAAUCAGUAGUCCCUCCACUGUGGGUAAUCUGUCCACUUAUAUGACCUUUCUGCGCAGAGGGUCCCUGGUGUAUGUGAGCCAAGACUGUGGUAGCUCUUGGGCCACUGCUUCGUCCAAUACCAUCACAUUUGGUGGGUCACUGCUUAUUCAGUCGAAGAGGUAGACUAAAGCCAAUAUGUGUCUGUUUUCAUUUAGUAUAUGAUUCUUAUUUAUAGAUUUAAUGGUGUUUCUGUCAAAACAGCGUUGCAGUUGAAAACACUUCUUCUAACAUUUUAUUUUUUAUUUUGGUCAUUUAGCAUAGUCUACACUCUUGUCCAGAGCAACUUACAGUCAGAUGCAUGGACAUCAAUCAUUUGGCUUAAAAUAAAUACUGUAUGUUGCUUCUGUAGUAAGUGAAAGUUUGCUUUAAUUCAAAAUGAAAACAAUUUAGAUUCUCAAGAGUUGAAAUGAGGCAUGUCUUAAUGUAAUUCUCAGAUUGUUUGACAUUUAAUUUCCAUAUUUUGCUGACAUUCGCAAAAGGCACCAGUAAGAAAAAUAUUUCCCGCCCGUGAUGUUUUCAGAGUAAAAUGCUGUGUUAGUUGAUACUCUAUAUCACUAAGAUAGGCCUUUUGUAUUUUAAUACAAUUACAGUAAUAAGAGAUUGUAAAAUAAUAGCCUACCUCUCUCAAACACAAGAUGGCAUACUAGGGCAUACAAUUGUAAUUAGUAGACAAAUUACAGCAGCAUCAGUGAAGUGAUAUAGACUGUCAGUCAUAAACCUAUAUGUUGAGUUUAUUUUGCCAGUGUUCAGUAGGCCUAAUUCCAAUAAAUUAAAAGUGCUGAGUG